Molecule: messenger RNA, 1743 nt
Organism: Rosa rugosa (rugosa rose)
Lineage: Eukaryota; Viridiplantae; Streptophyta; Magnoliopsida; Rosales; Rosaceae
Product: legumain
Exons: 9
Coding region: 116-1561 (481 amino acids)
Biological process (GO): vacuolar protein processing
Molecular function (GO): cysteine-type endopeptidase activity
Source: RefSeq, a predicted model, not a curated record
UCUAUAUCACCACCCUUCAACUCCACUCAGCUCUCCCCCUCUUCUUUCUCUUCCUCUGCCCACAGUUUCCUUAGAACUCUGGGUUUUCUUGAACCCGGCCUGUUGCUCACUCUUCAUGGCGGUCCGUCUGUCUGAGCUGCUGGUUCUCUUUGUAGCACUGGUUAUACAAACCACUAUAGGAGGAGGAGGUCGAGCCGCAGCUAGGCUCGACUUCUGGGACUCUGCAAUCCGGUUGCCUUCGGAGAAGGAUAAGACCGAAGAUACUGAUAAACAAUCCGGGACAACAUGGGCGGUUCUCGUAGCCGGUUCAAAUGGUUAUGGAAAUUACAGGCAUCAGGCGGAUGUUUGUCACGCAUAUCAGAUACUGAGAAAAGGUGGGUUGAAGGAGGAGAACAUAGUGGUCUUCAUGUAUGAUGACAUCGCCAUGCAUGAGAUGAAUCCCAGGAAAGGCAUCAUCAUCAACCAUCCACAAGGUCAUGAUGUAUAUGCCGGCGUCCCAAAGGAUUACACCGGCAAGCAUGUAACUGCUGCGAACCUGUAUGCAGUACUUCUUGGGAACAAGAAGGCUGUGAAAGGUGGAAGUGGGAAGGUUGUGGCUAGCAAACCUAAUGACAGGAUCUUCUUAUUCUACUCGGAUCAUGGUGGUCCUGGUGUUCUUGGAAUGCCAAAUAUGCCUUUUCUGUAUGCAAUGGAUUUCAUUAAUGUUUUGAAGAAGAAACAUGCAUCUGGGAGCUACAAAGAGAUGGUUAUAUAUGUAGAAGCAUGUGAGAGUGGGAGCGUUUUUGAAGGCAUAAUGCCAAGUGACCUUAACAUUUACGUGACUACAGCAUCAAAUGCAGAGGAAAACAGCUUUGGGACUUACUGUCCUGGGAUGAACCCUCCACCACCACCUGAAUACAUCACUUGCUUAGGGGAUUUGUACAGUGUUGCUUGGAUGGAGGACAGUGAGAUACACAAUCUGAAGAAAGAAACAUUAAAACAACAAUACCAGACGGUAAAGAAACGGACUUCGAAUUUUAAUAACUACAAUAUUGGAUCUCAUGUGAUGCAAUAUGGAAAUAAAAAUCUCACAGAAGAGAAGCUCUACUUGUACCUUGGUUUUGAUCCUUCCUCUGCGAACUUCCCUCCAAACAAUGGUCAACUAGAACAGCACAUGGAAGUUGUCAACCAGAGAGAUGCAGAGAUUUUCUUCAUGUGGCAAUUGUACAGAAGAUCAGAACACGGGUCAGAAAAGAAGAGGGAAAUCCUGAAGCAGAUUAGAGAAACUAUGAAGCACAGGAAUCACAUAGAUGGAAGCAUAAAAUUCAUAGGGACAUUUCUCUAUGGACCUGAGAACGGUGCUACGCUGCUCAAUUUCGUCAGACCACUUGGUCUGCCUCUUGUGGAUGACUGGGAAUGCUUAAAAUCCAUGGUGCGAGUGUUUGAAACACAUUGUGGAUCACUGACUCAGUAUGGCAUGAAACACAUGCGUGCAUUUGCCAACAUCUGCAACAGUGGUGUAUCUCAAGCCCAAAUGGAGGAAGCAUCUUGGGCUGCUUGUGAUGGUCAUGAUCUGGGCUGACUGCAUCCUUCAAACAAAGGCUAUAGUGCUUGAAAUAAAUGUUGGAAAUUUUGAAAGCUUUGUAGUAGGUUAUGGACGGCACAUCGUUUAUAUUUCUAUUGCAGAAGGUAAUAUAGAUAUGUCAAAAAUAAUAUCCAUGUGAAUAUAUAUAACAUAUAUAAAAGAGUAAUGUUGUGUUUUCA